AUGGAAUUACACUCUGAGACCUCCAGCCCAACCACAUCCUGUUGGAAGCCAAACACAAUGCCAAGUUCUAGCAGAAUCUUGGACCAGUUUUCCUUUGACUGGUUGAGCGGGCUAGAGAGUUGUGAGUCACAGGAGAAUGUCCUUCCCUCUGGGCAGCCGCAAGUGGAGGCCACAGCCUCCAACUGGAGUACUAGGCAGGGCUGUAAGAGAGUGGCUGACAGGAUAGUCACCAUUCUUCCCAGACCCUGCUGCAGUGUGAAGCGUGGGAUUUCUCAGAGAUGGGUGAUCAUGACAGGCAGGAACGCAGACAGGCAGGGAGGAAGUAAGGCAGGCCUUAGGAGGUACAGUCAACAUACUAUCAUGAUCACCAUUCGCUCAGAAAUCCCAGGCUACAAUAAAGAGCACUUCAUGGACUCUCUGAACAUAUCUGUGAAGCUGCACCCUUUUCUGAAGAACAUCAAAUUUCAGAAUCCUGCUGGAGAUCAGGUGAUUUUAGAUGACAAAAGCAAAUUGGAGGCAGGGUAUGACAUUGUGAACAUUUGGAAUUUUCCAGAAGGUCUUGAUCUUCAGGUGAAAAUAGGAAAGUUUUCUCCAUUUGCUCUACAUGAUCAUCAAUUGUCUUUAUCUGAAGAUAUGGUAGAAUGGGCCAUAGGAACUACAGAGCCUCUUCAAUCUAUCUGCAGUAAGAGCUGUGGUCUUGGAUUCAGGAAAUCUCCUCAGGAGGGAAAGGCUGCCUGCUGCUUUGAUUGCAUUCCUUGUACAGAGAAUGAGAUGGCCAAUGGGACAGAUAUGGAACAGUGUGUGAAGUGUCCAGAUCAUCAAUAUGCCAACACAGAGAGAAACAAGUGCCUCCUAAAGGCUGCAAGUUUUCUGGCUUUUAGAGAGCCCUUGGGGAUGGCCUUGGCCUGUAUGGCUCUUGGUUUAUCUACACUCACAGCAAUUGUUCUUGGGGUUUUUGUGAAACAUCACAACACCCCCAUUGUCAAGGCUAAUAAUCAGGCUCUCAGCUAUAUCCUUCUCAUCUCCCUCGGCUUCUGUUUCCUCUGUUCCUUUCUCUUUAUUGGCCAUCCCAACACAGUCACUUGCAUUCUACAGCAAACCACAUUUGGAGUUGCAUUCACUGUAGCUGUUUCUGCUGUCUUGGCCAAAACUGUAACUGUGGUUCUGGCCUUCAAGGUCACUACUCCAGGGAGAAGGAUGAGGUGGCUGCUGGUGUCAGGGGCUCCUAACUUCAUCAUUCCCAUCUGCACUCUGAUCCAGGUAACUUUCUGUGGAAUCUGGCUGGGAACCUCUCCUCCCUUCAUUGACACAGACACACACUCUGAACAAGGCCACCUCAUCAUCGUGUGUAACAAGGGCUCCCUCACUGCUUUCUACUGUGUCUUGGGAUAUCUGGGCUCCCUGGCCCUGGCCAGCUUCACUAUGGCUUUCAUGGCCAGGAACCUGCCUGACACCUUCAAUGAAGCCAAGUUUUUGACCUUCAGCAUGGUGGUGUUCUGCAGUGUGUGGCUCAGCUUCCUGCCUGUCUACCACAGUGCCAAGGGCAAGGUCAUGGUGGCUGUGGAGGUCUUCUCCAUCUUGGCCUCCAGUACAGGGCUCCUGGGCUGCAUCUUUGUCCCCAAGUGCUACAUCAUCUUGUUAAGGCCAGAUAGAAAUUGUCUGCCUGGCUUCAGGGAUAAAAGACAUUGA
Molecule: messenger RNA, 1689 nt
Organism: Perognathus longimembris pacificus (Pacific pocket mouse)
Lineage: Eukaryota; Metazoa; Chordata; Mammalia; Rodentia; Heteromyidae
Product: vomeronasal type-2 receptor 116-like
Exons: 6
Coding region: 1-1689 (562 amino acids)
Biological process (GO): G protein-coupled receptor signaling pathway
Cellular component (GO): membrane
Molecular function (GO): G protein-coupled receptor activity
Source: RefSeq, a predicted model, not a curated record